Suillus paluster is the source of this 1524-nucleotide messenger RNA. Its product is annotated as glycoside hydrolase family 1 protein. Gene Ontology annotation, molecular function: beta-glucosidase activity. The record is from RefSeq and is a predicted model, not a curated record. The coding region runs from base 1 to 1524 and encodes 507 amino acids. Gene Ontology annotation, biological process: carbohydrate metabolic process. The transcript has 16 exons. NCBI's taxonomy places the organism in Eukaryota, Fungi, Basidiomycota, Agaricomycetes, Boletales, Suillaceae.
AUGACCUCUGGAGAAGUCGCAAAGAAACUACCAAAGGACUUCGUGUGGGGGUUCGCUACUGCGAGUUUCCAGAUCGAGGGAUCUACCAAUGUCGAUGGACGCGGAAAGUCUAUCUGGGACGACUUCUCGAAGCAGCCUGGGAAGACAAUGGACGGUCGAGACGGAGACGUGGCCACCGAUUCAUACAGACUCUGGAAGGAGGACAUCGCCCUGCUUUCCCAAUACGGUGUCAAGUCUUACCGUUUUUCUUUAUCCUGGUCUCGUAUAAUCCCUCUUGGUGGCCGCAACGACCCCGUGAACCCCAAGGGCAUAGCGUUUUACUCCCGUUUCAUUGACACGUUGCUGGAAAAUGGCAUCAUUCCAUUUGUUACCUUACACCACUGGGACCUUCCGCAGGCCCUGCAUGACAGAUACGGUGGGUGGUUGAACAAGGACGAGAUUGUUCAGGACUAUGUCCGCUAUGCUAGGAUCUGCUUCGAAGCGUUCGGAGACAGAGUCAAGUACUGGCUGACAGUGAACGAACCAUGGUGCAUCUCAAUUCUGGGAUAUGGAAGGGGCGUCUUCGCGCCAGGACGAUCAAGUGAUCGAGAGAGAUCACCUACAGGCGACUCCUCCACUGAACCGUGGGUGGUUGGCCACAGCGUUAUUUUAUCGCACGCAUACGCAGUUAGGCUCUAUCGUGAGGAGUUCAAGGCCGCUCAGGGCGGUCAGAUCGGAAUCACGCUCAAUGGUGACUGGGCCAUGCCAUAUGAUGACAGUCCACAGAAUGUGGAAGCGGCCCAGCACGCCCUUGACGUAGCUAUCGGAUGGUUCGCUGACCCAAUCUACCUCGGUUAUUACCCGGACUACAUGAAACAGAUUCUUGGAGAGCGUCUGCCGGGGUUUACACCAGAAGAAUUGGCGGUCGUCAAAGGAUCCUCUGAUUUCUAUGGCAUGAACACCUACACGACCAACUUGUGCAGAGCUGGUGGCGACGACGAAUUCAAAGGGUUCGUCGAGUACACUUUCGUCCGUCCCGACGGCACUCAGUUGGGUACCCAAGCGCACUGUUCAUGGUUGCAGGAUUAUCCCCAAGGUUUCCGCCAUUCAUUUCUACAAAGCAGUUUGCGAUGCGCUUACCUUAACUUCAGCGUCACUGAAAAUGGAUUCGCUGUCAAGGAUGAACAUUCGAAGCCGAUAGAGGAGGCGUUGCAGGAUAACGACCGUGUGAACUAUUUCAAGGGUAUCACCGCUGCUCUCAAGGCCGCUGUGCUGGAGGAUGGUGUCGACGUCAGAGCCUAUUUCCCGUGGAGCUUUGUGGAUAACUUCGAGUGGGCGGAUGGAUACAUCACUCGAUUUGGCGUAACAUAUGUCGAUUAUGAGACCCAACGGCGGUAUCCCAAAGAGUCUGCAAAAUUCCUCGUCAAGUGGUUUGGAGAGAACAUCGAGGCGGGUGACACGAAAUCGCAGCAAGAGAAGGCCCCCCAAAAUGGGCCCUCUGUUGUUCUCGAACGCCCGAGCAUCAUUCAAGGGGUGGAAGUUUAA